Lagopus leucura (white-tailed ptarmigan) is the source of this 2977-nucleotide messenger RNA. It is a transcript of the gene STOX1, whose product is annotated as storkhead box 1. The record is from RefSeq and is a predicted model, not a curated record. NCBI's taxonomy places the organism in Eukaryota, Metazoa, Chordata, Aves, Galliformes, Phasianidae. Gene Ontology annotation, cellular component: nucleus; cytoplasm. Gene Ontology annotation, molecular function: DNA-binding transcription activator activity, RNA polymerase II-specific; RNA polymerase II transcription regulatory region sequence-specific DNA binding. The transcript is spliced from 4 exons. The coding region runs from base 210 to 2690 and encodes 826 amino acids. Gene Ontology annotation, biological process: positive regulation of transcription by RNA polymerase II.
GUUAGCAUUUAACUCCAGCUUUUGCCUCGUGAAGUAACCAGCCGGUGCUGAGGAUAGCUGGAGCUUUCUCUGCAGCAGAGAACAGGGAAGAGACCACAAAAUACCACCAGGUGUAGGGAACAGAUCAUUGGUCUAAAAAAAGGGGAAGAAAAAAGCCUGUUUUUUUUUUUUUUUUUUUUGUCUGCGAAGGUAUAUGUUGUCCUGUCGUAAUGCAUGCACAGACCUCAGGUGGUACACUCCCUGCUCUGAUGAAUCCAUGCUCACUAUCUCAGUCUAUUCCUCUGGUAGAAGGAAUCUGCUGUGCCAUAUCAGACAUGAAUGCAGACCAAACCAUGGUCACACAGAAAACUUUAGUGGAGCAGUUAGUGAAAAGGUAUCCAGGCAUUGCAGUUCCCUCCCAGAAAAUCUUACACAACAUCCUUGGCACUCUAAUUAAAGAAAGGAAGAUCUAUCACACAGGAGAGGGAUAUUUCAUCGUUACCCCCAACACCUACUUUGUCACAAAUGAUGCUGCAGAAUACAAUAACAGGGGCUGGCGGACAGACAGUGAGGACGCUUACCAGGCAACCUGGGAAAGCUGUGCAGACCCAGUGGAAGAAAACAUUGCUAAAGUAUCCCGUUGUCUCCCUGGCCAGAAUAUGUUCUGUGAACAAAGACUCGAGCAGCUAACGAACCAGGAACCUGAGGGAGGAGGCAAGAAAGGCUGCAGUGAAGGAAAGCCUUUGAUUCAAACUCAGGUCAUCUCUUCAUCAGCUGAAAACCGUGCCUGGGACACCAUGAAAACCCUGACAUCAGUGAAAGAGAAACUGAAAUGUAGAAGAUUUGGCCUUGGUCUUUUCUGGAGAAGUACUUCUAAAAAAGAAAAACAUAAGGAGUACUCAACGUUUUCAGCCCAGUUUCCCCCCAGCGAGUGGCCGGUCAGAGAUGAAGAUGACUUAGAUAAUAUUCCACGUGAUGUUGAACAUGAAAUCAUCAGGUGUAUUAACCCCACUCUUACCAUUGAUAAUUUGAUUAAACAUACAAGAUUAAUGCAAAAGUUUGAGGAGAGGAAAACAAAUACCACUAAGGAUAUCUUGGCUGAAGUGUUAACACUACAGCAAAAGUAUUGUUCAAAGGAGUGUGUUCAAAAGGCACAAAUUAGAACAGCAAAACACAAAAGGAAAAAGAAGCCAAACAGAGAGAAGCAAAUCAGCAGAAACAACUUGAAACCUCAUGUGCAUGAGCCAACACCCCAAAGUGAGAAGCUGGAAGAGAACAUUUCACUGCUUGUCACAAACCAACAGCCGCUGGAUGCAGCGGUGGAAUCCCAGGUCCUAUAUAAAAAGCAAAUUAAGAAUCCUUUUCAGGGUCUCUCAUGGAGACACAGCUUUUAUGCAAAAGCAUACAAGGGUCGUAUUAACAGCCAGCGGAAGUCCAGGAGACGAAAGCGGGAAAGGGAUUUACAAAGGCUUACAAAGUCCUUGGAGUCACCCGGAGCCUCCGAAUACGAAGCUGAACAACUGCUUGCUGAAAUGCAGGCUGACAACACUAAGCAAAACAAAUCACCCCAAGCUCAUAGGUUUUCCUUCCAAUUAAAGAAAAACAGUUUAAGUGACAAUGUUAGUUAUCUGCACAGCAGUACUUUGCGAAUAGAUGAUAAACAUAAAUACUUUCUGGAGAGUAAUGUUUCUGAAGACAACGUCUGCAGAGGAACUGUGAAAAGAAAUCCUGGGAAUAUUAAAAAAUCCCCAGACUUCUACACUGAAGAUAAAAGUGUGCGUAAAGAAAAAGCGAAACAUUUACUACAUCUGAAAGGUGAAUGUUGCAGCUACAAGGCUGACGCUGUUUGUGAGUUGUUGGACCAAGCAGCAAAUGAAUUUCAAAACGUCCACCUCUCAAAUUAUACAACCAGUGUUACAAGGGAAAAAGAAUUUGGUGUGACACACAGACAAAAGACUGAUAAAAAGAAUGAACUUGUAUUUAAAUACGACUGUACCAACUGUUUUGGAUCAACAAAGCUGGAAAGUGACAGAUUUACCAACAAAUGCCAUCUUCAGAACCAGAAGGUACAUGAUUGCAACAAGUGUAGUUUGUUGCAUCUGGAUGACAAUUUGGAAUGCAAAGAACCACAUCAGUUGCUUUCUUGCCAUGCAUUUUCAGUUGCAAGAGACUGGAGUAAAGCUGUGCAAAAGAUGGGGACUGCUCUAAAAAUCUCUAAGGUUAAUAUUUAUUCAAACCAAUACAAUACAACUGUAAAUCGAUAUGACUCUGGAGGGUAUGGAUACAAGGGAAGUGCUGAUUUUACAGAAUCAACUUAUGGCUCAAAAAAGCAUCAAAAGCCAGACCUUGCAGAAGAAAGUUGUUUGUGCAGCCAGGUUCUUCCAAUGGUAUCCAGACAGGAGAAAGAAACCAGCUUUACUGAAUGCAUGAAGGCUUCAGCUGUAGAUUUUUGUGACACUGAUGAGGAUGACGCUUUGCAGAACCGCACCUGUGAGAUGGCAGAAGCUGUGGCAUGCCACCAUCUGGGCCCACAAGCCAAAGAAGCAAGAACCCCCCCAGGAAUAACAGGUCUCAUUUUAAUGAAUGAAUACACUGUGAUACCAGGACAGAAUCACACAGGAGGGGCAGAAAACCACAGCAUUACAGGAGACAGUGGAAUUGACUCCCCAAGAUGGACUGAAAAGAAGAUGAAGCUUCCUCCCAAACUCUGACAGCAUCAAUAGCAACGUAUGGAGAACAUAUGGAGAGUGGAAGGGCAGUGACAAAAAGUGCCUUGUUUCAGCUAAUUCUAGCCAGGAAGGCUUGCUAAGUUUUUAAUAAGGUGUCAACUUUUUAUUUCUAACAGUGCAAGCAUACUAUAACUGUGCUUGGUGAUGUCUGGUGUCUGCCUGUAAAUAUAAGCCUUUUGUUAACAUGUUGGAGAUAUCAAUAGCAGAAAUGUACGGUGUUUUUGUGUUUGUUUUUUCACCUCCUCGUCCAAUAAAAAUGAGGGCUGACA